This is a messenger RNA of Mus caroli (Ryukyu mouse), 1915 nucleotides long. NCBI's taxonomy places the organism in Eukaryota, Metazoa, Chordata, Mammalia, Rodentia, Muridae. The record is from RefSeq and is a predicted model, not a curated record.
GCUGACCAUAUCAGUGGGCUAUUUUGGACUAUCUCUUGACACUCCUAACUUGAAUGGGAACAUCUAUGUGAACUGCUUCCUACUGGCGGCUGUUGAAGUCCCAGCCUAUGUACUGGCCUGGCUGUUGCUGCAGCAUGUGUCCCGGCGUUAUUCUAUGGCUGGUUCCCUCUUCCUGGGUGGCAGUGUCCUUCUCUUAGUACAACUGGUGCCUUCAGACUUACAUUACUUGUCCACUACCCUGGUGAUGGUGGGGAAGUUUGGCAUCACCUCUGCCUACUCGAUGGUCUAUGUGUACACAGCUGAGCUGUACCCCACUGUGGUCAGAAACAUGGGUGUGGGGGUCAGCUCCACAGCAUCCCGCCUUGGCAGCAUCCUGUCUCCCUACUUUGUUUACCUUGGUGCCUAUGACCGCCGCCUACCUUAUAUGCUCAUGGGAAGUCUAACCAUCCUGACAGCUAUCAUCACUUUAUUCUUCCCAGAGAGUUCUGGGGUUUCUCUCCCAGAAACCAUUGAUGAGAUGCAAAAGGUCAAAAAACUAAAACAAAUGCAAUCCCUAAACAAGAAAGGGUCCCCGAAGGAGUCUAAAGGAAAUGUGUCCCGAACCUAAAGGCUUUUAACACCUAGUCCAGAAGCUGAUUGAACUGAACUGAAAACCUGUAUGUUGUCAGAAAUACUGUCAGUGACCGAGUGCUUUCUGUUGUGUUGGCAUUGUGUCUAACUAGCAUCUGUCCUGGAGAGUCACCUUCCUCUAGGGCCGCCAAGGCUAACUACACACAGCUUGCACAUCCCAUCACAGUGGUGGACCUUGGGCCUUCCAAAGAAAUAAAUUGAGUCUCUUGAACAAGCAGGACUUGGAAGACUAUAAGAAACAUCUGCUAGACAUGCUUUGUUAUUUUGUAAGACCUGAUAAGGGUGCACAUAGAACAGCAGGUCUGUUUUUCCCUCCUUUCCUUAACUGCAGAACUUAUAGGAAAGGAAUAAGUGUGGCUCAGGGGCAGUGUCCUUGUCUAGGUUACACAGGGCCCUGGGUUUGAUCAAGUGCACCAAAAGGAAACAAAAAAAAAAAUCUUUUCAGAAAAUAAAUGAUUCCAUGGAUAGUUUGAUUUCUCGUCUUUUCUCAGUUAAAAAGUUUUAACUGCAACGCUCUUAACUCGUGACAUAACACAAGACUGAGGGAGCCCAAAGGAAACUAAGGUGGAAGCUGGUCCAUAAAGCAGACAAUGUGUGGACUGUGACUGCUCAGUCCCACAGCCAGGUACUGUGUGUGUGGUCAGGGUCCUGGGCUUGUCCAGGCCCUGUGAGAAAUCUACUGUUGAGGCCAAGGCUUGUCUUCCACUGCUGUGUAAAUCAGAAUUCUGGCUGCCAGCCACUUAUCUGUGUCUUGAAGGAAAUGUAUGGAUAACAGAGUGUCCCUUCCCUCUCCCAGCACUGUCAUGGGGAGUUUGUUUGUUUGUCAUCUGCUGUUUGUGUCUCAAGCUAUUUGUCCCUUAGCAGAAGCUUGGGAACUGCCUGUGUUCCCCAGCCCAGGGUCACCCUGGCUGGUGUGCAGUUACCACCAUACAAGGCCUUCCCAAUCUUAGCCACUAGAGCUGCUCUGAGUGCCAAAACUAAUAACACUAUGCUUCUUCCUUUUACGAUGUGUAAUCAUGAGGAAAAUUACAAGAAAGAAAUGUAAAUUGUGUUCACAGUCUCUCAGAGUAGCUGGCUGCAGGCAUGUCACAUCGGUGGGUGUUUUGUGUUCAGUGUGAUUGUCUUCUCUUCUGAUUAUGUUGCCAUGGUGCUCCGAAAGCACAUGCUUCACCCACUUACAAUACAAAACAAACACAAAAACCUGUAUUUUGUGAAGGCUACUGAAGUGCCUUGGGCAAUGAAAUGGUUUUAAUAAACUAUUUUUUAAAAAUAAAUAAAUAAUAGC